AUGAUGGUUCUUGUACUAAUUGUGCGCGCCGAAAGAGGACCUGCAGUUUCCAAUGGAUCGAGAAGUUCACAGGUGGUCGGCACCGGCGCCCAAGCGGAAGAAGCAACACUGGAGACUUACAGACUAUUGAUGGAGAAGCGAGUGUUGGAAUCCAUCACUAAUCGGAGACAACACGCGCUGACGCUCCACAAUGUGCUAUGGGAUAUUUUCACCAGUCUUUAUGAACCGCAAUUGGGCUUGUGGAUAGGGACUGAAUGCAAUCCUUUCAAGAGGUUGAACACUGCUCCUAAGACAUUGAUCACACGAUUGAUGGUGCUGCUAGACAGCUCUUCAGUGCCAUUUCCCGACAAGCCAACUGUCGAGACACUCGGGCUCCUGGACAUGCACUUAUCCCCUGAACACGCGGCAGAGCAGGAGUGUAUCAUUAAUCAAGCGUUGAUAAGCGCUGUGCACGCAUUUUCCGCCCGCUGGCUGCCACUAUGUUGUUUUGGAGAGGUAGAGCCAACGAAGUUGCAACAUCUAAAGACGGUGAAAGAACAUUUCGUUGAAUGUAUCUGGAAACGAGCUCAGAAAGAUGUCACACAGGUCUUCACACGACCAAGUUAUCGUUCGAUUCUGGCCCUCUACCUGUUCGGCGUUACUCCAACCUCCUCAAAGAAUCCAUAUCGACGAAUUGCCGAUCACUGUAUGGAAACUUCUCUCCGACAUUAUGUCCAAUUGAGAGCGAAGAAGAGAAUCGCAGUCAAUUCAGCCACUCCACCAUCUGCAGGAAGUGUUCAAGCCUCUGGAAGCAUAGAUGAGCCAGCCACAAACCAAGCCGCUCUUGAGGAGUUUCAGCAUCUAGAGGACACUGCGUAUUGGUUUGGUGUUGUCAUUGACGGAUCCAGGGCCUUGACUCGAUGCCAACCGUCCGUACUACUUCCCGGCAUGACGGGAGAAUCGAAUGUUUGGAGCCUGAUUAAAAAACAAUCUAAGAAUUUCAGCACUGUCAACCAGUCAAUAAUAAACUCGAAGGCCUUAUUAACGGACGAGACAGUUACGACAAUGGUCCAAUGUGGCUUCUCAUGUAAAACUCUCUUCUGGAAGGCCGUCUCUCGCCUCCAGGAACACCUCUUUCACCAGACAAUUGAAGUUCCCUUUUCGGAAAUAAUGGAGAGCAUAGAACAGGAGAUGAAUCGAUUCGAGGAGACUUUUACCCCUUUCCUGGAUAGAUGUGGGAGAGACUACAUUCUUCUUUCGGAGAAAUCGCGAAUCAGCUACUUAAUUCUCAGCUUUCAUUUUCACCUAGGAAUCCUCAUUCUAGUUGACACGCUUGACUGGAACCAUGAAGCUUUCCGAACGGACACGAUCCUUGAUGUUGAAGCCUGUCGGCUCUCCUCGACUCGAGCGAUAGUGACUUUGAUCAACCUGAUGCUAUCGCAAAGUGACAAUUUCCCUAGUGACGAUCCGACAAGCAUUAUACUAAAAGACCCAUACCCUGAGCAUACUAGGAAUGGCCUUUCCAGGGCCGCAUAUUCUGUUCUGAAGCUAUAUCAAUCUCUAUCGCUCCCUAAGCAAGUAGCAGAGAUCAUGGCAUCGUCUCUUCUUGCUGGAUUGGAAGUUCUGCGACAGAUUUCAUACUCGGCAACAGACUCAUUGAACAGUCUUCAUGCUGCAUUCUCAAAGACGGAUUUGCUUAUCAGAUACCGACAACCUGCACCUUCAACUUAUCUGACAGCCGUACCUUCUCCUUAUGGGGCAGCAUUAACCCCCGAGCUUUUUGAAGAGGCAACAUUCAAGCAACUCGACCUGGCAGGCGAGGACCCUUAUUUGGUCAACAAUACAAUUGGGCGACAUGAGACAUAUGAAUUUCCCGACGACUUCGCUUGGUUUGACUUGGACAGCACAGAAUUUGAUUUUAUGAAUCAAGACUGGUCGUUCCAGGAUUGCUUUGCAAGUGUAUAA
Exophiala aquamarina CBS 119918 is the source of this 1944-nucleotide messenger RNA. RefSeq lists its product as uncharacterized. The record is from RefSeq and is a predicted model, not a curated record. The coding region runs from base 1 to 1944 and encodes 647 amino acids. NCBI's taxonomy places the organism in Eukaryota, Fungi, Ascomycota, Eurotiomycetes, Chaetothyriales, Herpotrichiellaceae. The transcript is spliced from 6 exons.